Molecule: messenger RNA, 1832 nt
Organism: Hemibagrus wyckioides
Lineage: Eukaryota; Metazoa; Chordata; Actinopteri; Siluriformes; Bagridae
Exons: 4
Coding region: 118-357 (79 amino acids)
Biological process (GO): intrinsic apoptotic signaling pathway in response to DNA damage; regulation of gene expression
Molecular function (GO): zinc ion binding
Source: RefSeq, a predicted model, not a curated record
GUGCACUGAAAUCGCUUCCUGUGCACCAGCCACAUCCUUUCACGCAUUUCAGAGCGUUAGCACAUUUCCUGGGUCUCGUCUCGUCACGUUCCGUGCCUGUCCGACUCCGUUGCAGCCAUGGUGAGCUACUGCCCCAUCUGCGGGAAGCCCGUCUACUUCGGUGAGAAGAAGCGGUCGCUAGGUCGGGAUUAUCACCCGCUGUGUCUGAAGUGCCACAAGUGCAAAAGGCAGCUAACGGCUGGCCAACAUGCAGAGCAUGAUGAGAAGCCCUACUGCACUAACUGCUACUUGAGAGAUUUUGGGCCUAGAGGAACCAGAGCACCGGUGCCUCGUGCCCGUAGCACUGCUACCUCCUAAGAGCACACUCAACUCCAGCCAUGUUCGCAACUGCUACCGUCAUAUUUAUAUCUACUAGAUGUCCAGCUCCAUCUGGUAGAUCAUCUCAUAGUACCUCCAACUCCAACUGCUAGAUCUUCAACAACUAGUUCUCCAAAUCCAACUGGAAGAUCACCAACUAAUACUUCUCCAGAUCCAGCUGGAAGAUCACCAACUAAUACUUCUCCAGAUCCAGCUGGAAGAUCUCCAAUUAAUACUUCUCCAAAUCCAGCUGGAAGAUUUCCAACUAAUACUUCUCCAAAUCCAGCUGGAAGAUCUCCAACUAAUACUUCUCCAAAUCCAGCUGGAAGAUCUCCAACUAAUACUUCUCCAAAUCCAACUGGAAGAUCUCCACCUCCACCCACUAAAUCUCCAGCUACAUUUAGUAGAUCUUCCCCUCCAACUUCCCAUUCCUCACCUACUGCCUCUCCAAGUCUUAUGUCCAUCUCCACUGGCUACAUCUAAAUGAUCUCUAUCCCCAACAACUGGAUCUAUCAGAUUUCCACCUACAUUUGUUCAAUCUCCAUAUCCAACUGCUUGAUCUGCUUGAUCUGCUAGAGCUCCAGCCAGAUCUCCUUCUCUAACUUGCCAACAGCUGGAGCUUCAUCUCUAGCAGUAAGGUCCCUUAGAUCUGCUCCAUCUCCAUGUCUAAUGGCUCAACUUACUGCAGAUCUACGGAUUCCUAUUUCUAUUGGCUAGAUCUUCAUCUCUCGAAGUCCAUCAAAGACUGCCAAAUCGAAUUGAAUCUAAUUUGAUGAUUAGAUUUUCAUCCAACCAGUAGACGUACCUCUCAAACAACACAGAUACCUGGAUCCCCAAGUUAACCUGCUAGAUCUCCAUAACCGAGGGCCAGUUCUCCAUCUUCAGCCCCAGUCUGCUAUAGGAUCCGCAAGAUCUUCAGCUAGAUCUACUAGAUCUCCAUUUUCAUCUCUCUUUAUCCUCCAAACGCCAUCCAAAACCACAGUCUUCUUCCUCCACCUCCUCCACCACCACCCCCAACACCCCCAUUCUGGAUGGUGUACAAACAUGGCCACAAGAGAAAACAUGCAACAUUAAACAAAAAGCGCUUUAAAGGUGCCUGUGCUGCGCCUUGGCUUUAGACGCUCCGUCAGAUGGUUUCAUUUUGGCCUCCAGAACCCCAGCGCAGGAUUCCUUAAUCGAUUAUUUCAAAACACGCUGUGACCUUUCUGUCUGCCGUCGAUGCGUUUUAUCCUCCGCAAGAAUUCGCAAGCCCCCUGCUGUUCAUUUAGGCAAAUUAUUAAUACGGAGGGAAAAAAAACCCAAAAACAAAACAUGCGGACAAUGAUCCCUAUUGUGGAGUUUAGAUAUUGAGCUAAAGCUGACGUCGCAAACGGACAAGCUUUUUAUUCCUCGUUAGCGUCUUUUAAACUGGAAAUAAUGAUUAUGUAAAAGAAUUCGCUGUGUGUGAGUGUGUGUGUGUGUGUGUGUAUGUAAUG